AUGCAUGUGGAAACUGGACAUAUUGACCCAACGCAUAAGUACCUCGCUCAACGGAGCCGUCGUGUUAUAUAUAUGAAGUCAGAAACUAGACUAGCACACGUCAUCAGCUUUGACCAAGCAGCGGUGUUGAAGUUGAUUCCUGGUCGGGUGUUUGCUCGCGCUCAAGUCGUGUGUAGCAGUAAAAGUAAGACACGAUUACCGUUGCCCUUGUUUGCAGCUUGGUGA
Plasmopara halstedii is the source of this 225-nucleotide messenger RNA. RefSeq lists its product as uncharacterized. The record is from RefSeq and is a predicted model, not a curated record. The transcript is spliced from 2 exons. NCBI's taxonomy places the organism in Eukaryota, Oomycota, Peronosporomycetes, Peronosporales, Peronosporaceae. Bases 1 to 225 code for a protein of 74 amino acids.